CAAUUCGGUCACACUCUCAGUCACCGGCACACAAGUCAACUCAGAAUUAGGAUUGUGUUUGGAAAUUUCCAGAAUACAAUCAAAUAGAAUAGUUUAAAUCAAACGCUAUUUGUUUUCAAUACAAACACAAUGUCCGCCGAGGAAGCACAGUACGAUAACAUAUUGCUGGCUUUGGCCGAGAAGCAUCGAGGCGGCGUACCCGACUUUCUGCAGACAUUGGCGAGUUUUUUGCGACGCAAAACCGAUUUUUAUACGGGCGCCAAACAGUCCGAGUGGGAAAAAAUGCUGCUCGGUGUGUUUCGCAAAGAGUCCAAACUGGCCAUGGCUGACCACGAUGAGAAGGUCAAGGCACGCGACGCUGCCCAGCGUGUGAAGGAUGAGAAGGAGCGUGCGGAGCGAGAGGCACGCCAAAAGGAAAUGGAUGACAAUAAGAUUUGUGAUAUUAGCGACGAGGAAGCAGCUGCCAUCAUCAAGGAGCAGGAGGACAAAAAACGACAGGCGCUGCUGGCUGGCGCUGGAGGCGACUCGGCCAAGUUGAGUGCCACCAAUGAGGAGCUGUCGAAGCCCAUCGAAAAGGUUGAUGAUGAGAGCGAAAAGGCUGAAGUUGGCAAACUGCAACCUAAUGCUGGCAACGGCUGCACCCUCGACAAAUACAUGUGGACUCAAACGCUGCAGGAGUUGGAGCUGAAGAUUCCCUUCAAUGUUUCUUUCGCUUUGCGUGCUCGCGACAUUGUGGUCAGCAUUGGCAAGAAGACAUUGAAGGUGGGCCUCAAAGGUCAAGAGCCUAUCAUCGAUGGUGAGCUGUAUGCCGAGGUCAAGCAGGAGGAAUCCGUUUGGGUGCUUCAAGAUAGCAAAACCGUGAUCAUCACCUUGGAGAAAAUCAAUCGCAUGAACUGGUGGAGUCGUUUGGUGACCACCGAUCCGGAAAUAUCCACACGUAAAAUCAAUCCAGAGCCAUCGAAGCUAUCCGAUUUGGAUGGCGAAACACGUGGCAUGGUCGAGAAAAUGAUGUACGAUCAGCGCCAGAAGGAGAUGGGUCUGCCCACCAGCGAAGAUCGCAAGAAACAAGAUAUACUCGAAAAAUUCAAGCUGCAGCAUCCCGAAAUGGACUUCACCAAAUGCAAAUUUAAUUAGAAAACACUUUCGUUGCAGCAGAUGCAUAUUCUAUAAGUUUUCGUUCAACUUCAGUAUAUCUAACACAUAAAAAAAAAGCGACACAUUUUCGAAAUGUGUCUCCUGCAUUUUUCCAACACUUACCGAAUAAAUUAACUACCACAAAUUUGUUAACACUUAAAAGAAACAAUCACAGAUUGCGAUUUACAUAUGUUAAUCGUAAUUGCUGGGCGAGGGAAUUAGUGAAAGCGACUACGUUUCCAUGACAGAUCACAGGUCGCCGCCUUAAAUCUCGCAUGCGAAAGAAAUAAAUUUAAAAUACAA
Messenger RNA from Drosophila grimshawi, 1437 nucleotides. RefSeq names its product nuclear migration protein nudC (gene nudC). Gene Ontology annotation, biological process: protein folding. The record is from RefSeq and is a predicted model, not a curated record. The transcript is spliced from 5 exons. Bases 130 to 1134 code for a protein of 334 amino acids. Gene Ontology annotation, cellular component: cytoplasm. NCBI's taxonomy places the organism in Eukaryota, Metazoa, Arthropoda, Insecta, Diptera, Drosophilidae.